Messenger RNA from Exaiptasia diaphana, 1161 nucleotides. RefSeq names its product UBA-like domain-containing protein 2. Bases 85 to 381 code for a protein of 98 amino acids. Gene Ontology annotation, molecular function: protein binding. The record is from RefSeq and is a predicted model, not a curated record. The transcript is spliced from 3 exons. NCBI's taxonomy places the organism in Eukaryota, Metazoa, Cnidaria, Anthozoa, Actiniaria, Aiptasiidae.
UAAAGAACACUUCGGUUUCGAUGCGAGGAAAAUAACAUCGUGUGUUGCAGAAAAAUUGACUGAAAUUCGCCGGCUUUCAUCAACAUGGACACGCUUCGAGAAGAAGUAAUGGUCAACCAGUUCGUAAUGGCGGCUGGGUGUGCGACAGAACAAGCAAGACAGCUUUUACAGUCAAAGCAUUGGGAUUUUCAGACUGCAUUAAGUACGUUUUUCCAAGAAGCAGUAAUUCCCUCACAUCAAAAUCACCCACUCGUCACUCCAGCCAAYACUCCAGCUACUCCACCGAAUUUUCCCGAAGCUUUGAUCGCGUUUUCGAAGCUUCGAACAUCGGAAACKGCCCAGAAAACGCCAACUCAAAACGCAAACGAACCUGUGCGGUGAUAGCGUUACGCAACGAAGUUUACCUACUACUAUAGGACAACUUGUCGUAUUCUACCAAGGAUAAUGUAUAGGCUAUGGAGUACAUAUCUUAUAAACUCUUCUAAAAAGACAUUUUUGUAAUUUUCCACUCCGAUAAGGAAGGAUUUGUAACGAAUGGAGAGCGUUACGUUAGCCAAGGAUGUGUUGAAAUCGCCGACCGUACCGAAGAGCACCGGCCAAAGGAAAACAAAACACAAAGAUUAAUAUCUCUUAUUUAAAGUUGACAUAUAGAGAAGUUAAAGCAAAAGGACAGAGUUUUGAGACUGCUUGUCUCUCUAAUGCAAGAGAGAAUAGAUGACGUUUGACAACAGCAAGUAUUAGCGAAGUCUUCGAAGGAAACACGAGUUUGUUGUGAUAAAACUACCAGGCAUGUUUUGAAAGGGGCAUUAUUAAUUCAUAGUUGUUCAUACUCGCUACAGUUGAUCCCUUCUGUGGCGAUUGUUGUGUUAAAAGAUCGCGGAAAUGAAGCGUAUAGUAUAAAAUUGCAAAAAUAUCAUCCAGAACUAUCAAACAAUUGUUGUAAUAUGGCUUAUAAUUUGCGAAAACGCGUAUCCAUUUAUUGACAACCCGAAUUUCAUUCAAGUCUGUAUUCGAAAUCAACUGAAUUUAUCCGGCAUUAUUAAACAAACUCGACAAUAAUCCCACAUCAGCGUAGACAGAAAAGAGACUGCUUUGUUAAACCAUUGGUGUUCUAACAUUGAUAAUUAAAUACUGUUGUAAAUAAAUACAUUUUCAAAUAUA